AUGGCUCCAAUCUCAGAUGCAGACCUUAACAAUAACUCACAGCAAACUCGAGAGUAUCCUAAGAAUGGCGUUGACGUAAUCAUUGUCGGAACUGGAUUGGCUGGUCUAACAGCUGCUCUCGAAUGUCACCGCAAGGGAAUGAACGUUCGUGUCUUUGAGAAGAAUGACACAAUCAACACUGCAGGUGAUAUGUUCUUCAUGGGCCUCAGUUCUACCGUGAUUUUCAAGCACUGGCCAGAGAUGAAGAAGGAGUUUGACUCGAUUGGACUCCACGAUGCUUAUAUUGAGACAAGAAAGCACAGUGGUGAGGUUAUGGUGCCACCGAUGAGAGUCCGAGACAGAUUGGCCGCUCAAGGUUUGAACCCUUCAACACCACCAGGAACAUUCCAAAUGCGACCUCUCAUCUACAAGAUGUUUGUGAAGCAGGUGGAGAGAAUUGGAAUCAAGGUCCAGUUCGGUAAGAAUGUUGUAGACUACUAUGAGGAUGAGGAGACCGGCAAAGCUGGUAUCACCACCAAGGAUGGAGAGAAAUUCGAGGCCGACAUUGUCAUUGCUGCUGAUGGUGUUGGAUCGAAAUCUCAACGCGUUGUUGGAGGCCAAGUCCGUGCCAUCCAGAGUGGAAGAGCCAUGUGGAGAGCAGCGUUCCCAAUCGAGAACCUUGAUCAAGAUGAGGAGGUUAAGAAGACUUUCUGCAUGAUUGACGGUAGCAAGCCAAUUGUCAGAACAUUCCUUGCACCUGACGCAUACGCACUCUGUCUCACACGCCCAGAUCUCAUGAUUUGGAUCAUGAACCACAACACAACCGGUUCCGAAGAAGAAAAUUGGAACAACACCAUCGACAAAGAGGAAGUCCUCGAGCACAUGGAAAAGAUGUCCGGUCCUCAAUGGGCCCCUGUCUUCAAGAAACUCGUAGCAUGCACUCCCAAAGACACCAUCAUCAACUUCAACCUCCUUUGGCGAAACCCGCAACCAACAUGGACAUCGCCAAAAUCCCGCGUCAUCCAAAUCGGCGACGCGGCUCACUCCUUCUUGCCAGCGUCCGGAAACGGCGCCACCCAAGCUAUCGAGGACGCCAUCUCCCUCGCAACAUGUCUCCAGCUCGGCGGCAAGGACAACAUUCCACAGGCCGUCAACGCCCAUAUCCGAUUCCGCUUCGUGCGAACAGCAUGUGCCCAGAAGAUUGGAUUUUCUAACGCCGAGUUGCUGCAGGAGACGAAGUGGGAUCAGGUGAAGUUGGACCCAAAGAAGUCGGUUCCUAAGAUGCCAAAGUGGAUCUGGUCGCACGAUCCAGAGAUUUACGCGCAGGAGAAUUACGCCAAGUCAUUGGAGUCCAUGAAGAAGGGUAUUCCUCAUGAUGCUGAUGACAGUAUUCCACCGAACUACCCACCUGGGUAUAAGUUCGAGCCUUGGAGCAUUGAGCAGAUUAUCGAGGACAAGAAUAAUGGACGUGAGACUGACUUGGGUCCGGGUGAUUGGUCGUGA
Messenger RNA from Glarea lozoyensis ATCC 20868, 1482 nucleotides. RefSeq names its product FAD/NAD(P)-binding protein. The record is from RefSeq and is a predicted model, not a curated record. NCBI's taxonomy places the organism in Eukaryota, Fungi, Ascomycota, Leotiomycetes, Helotiales, Helotiaceae. Gene Ontology annotation, molecular function: monooxygenase activity; FAD binding. The transcript has 4 exons. Bases 1 to 1482 code for a protein of 493 amino acids. Gene Ontology annotation, biological process: secondary metabolite biosynthetic process.